This is a messenger RNA of Cercopithifilaria johnstoni, 2811 nucleotides long. The record is from the annotation of a GenBank genome assembly. NCBI's taxonomy places the organism in Eukaryota, Metazoa, Nematoda, Chromadorea, Rhabditida, Onchocercidae.
AUGCGAAGUGAAAUUUUAAUUCAUUUAUUAGCUCUUCUUCUUUCAGCAAUUGCUCAGAAUAUUGAACCUGAAAAUAAUACAAUGGAAGCAGUUUCAUCAUCAUCACCAUCACCAUUAUCAUCGCAAACUGUACAGAUAAUAUCUAAUUCAGAAUCAGAAGCUGUUCCAUUAUCGCCUGAGCGAAGUUUUCCUAUCGAAAAAUUAGCAGAAACGAUUGCACCUCGAGAAAGAGGAUUUCCGCUUCCUGAAAUUCAAAGAGCUGUAGAGGUAGACGAUUCAAAAUUUAAAGUUCCUGAACAAAAAUCUUUAUCAACAACGUUGCCAUUCAUUACUGAAAUCGAUCGCGGUGCAACAACUAUCGAAGCGCAAUCCGAUGAUCUCAAAUAUCAAAAUGCAACACAACAAGAGAGGAGAAAUAAUGAUGAAACAUCGAUUUCGAGCUUAACAAAAAUACCAAAAUUAAGUUUGUCAACAAUUAGUGAAGCUGAUGUUAUCACUAAAAUGUCAGAACAUAUCGAAGAUGAAGAUGAAUUACCUCCAGAGGUUAGAGCAGAAGAUCCAUUUGCAGCAACAAAUAAUGGCCAAUCAAUAAUUUCAAAUUCAUCAAUUUCGCAACAAAAUAUCCCUCAUGUGAUUCAGAAUAAUUCUAAUUCAAAAAUGAAUUUGUUAGCUGCUUCCGGUUUUCUGAAUAAUUCUGGUAGUGUAUCGAAUGAAGCAAUGAAAGUGGACCAAUCAAGUACACUUGAUAAGGAUUUUAAUACCGAUACUACGGAUAUGACAUUCAAUAGAACUUCAGCAUCAUUAAAACCUGAACAAGAAACACCAAUUAGCCAAAUGACAAGUGAAACUACGAUGGCAUUAGGAAUUCAGAAGAUAUCACAAGCUGCUAUAUCUGAAAAGCAAAGUAAGAAUACUACUUCUUAUAUAACAGCUACGUUUGAAACAUCAAUUAUGGAAACAACGCCAGAUAUCAUCUCCCAAACUACUGCGUCUAAUAUCAUAACAUCAGUAGAACAGACUACAGGAAUUCCAGUGUUGCAUCCUAUCACAUCACAAAUAUUCAGUAUAGGUAAUGAUGAGCAAUCAACAAUGGCCAGACAAAUUGUCAUGGAUGGAAUUACGACUGUUGAUAUGUCGCAGGAAUCUGAAAAACAUCAUACUUCCCCAGUGGUUGAAAUGGUACCAACAGAAUCAUUCACUCAUUCAUCAUUUUCUCAACCAUCAGCUGAUGAUGCAUUUGUAACAGAAUCAUUAGCAACUGUAUCUUCUGAAAUAGAGCACCAAUGGGAAAUAACAAAGAUCCCAACCAUUUCAAUUAAAUUACCCCAAACAGUAACAAAAACAGCAACAACAACAACAACAACAACAACAACAACAACAAUGACGAUAAAUGAGUUCAGUACAGAUAAUGAAAAUGAGCACGGAGAGGAUGAUGAUGACGAUGAAAGUUUAUUUGUUGGAGACAAAACAUUAUUCAAUCAAGAUAACAUCUUUAAACCAGAUCUCAGUAGUACACAUUCAAUUACUGAAUUCACUUCUCCAACUGAAACAUCCGAGGAAAACUUUGGUGUUCCCGGUUUUUCACGUAUCGAAAGAUUAGGACCAGAAGCGACAGAAGAAAUCCGACAAGUGAGAAUCGAUGCUACGACACACAAUACAUUAUCAAACAUUGAAUCUAAGAUGCAAACAGAUGUGUCAAUUGAUUUACCUGCAAAUUUUAAUGAGCAUCACAACGAUGAACGUACCUCAGUUGAGAAAUCGCGAACAGUGACAAAUUUCCUCGAAGAGGGCGAUGACCUAAAAGAUAUCUCAGUAGUUGUUGACAGCUUUUAUCAUACAGAUAUCGAAGGAAUAGCUUCCACGUUUAGGCCUACUACCAUUGGUGAACGAAUAUUAGAACCGAAACUAAUGCCAAAACCUGAACCAAUACCUGAAGUUGUGCUAUUGCCAGAAAAUGGAGUAUUUGAAAAUUCUGAAUCAAAGAGCGAUUUUAAACCAAAACCUGAACCACAAUUUACUGUUAUACCUGAAGAUUCCAAUGAAAGUAAGAAUGAUUUAAAUGGUAUAUUACAUAUUGAUCGUACACAUAUUACAGCCAAAGAAGGAGCUUAUAAGGUACCAUUCUCAUUUCGUAUUACCAAUAUCGAUUAUAUCCCAGAAUUCGGUGAUCCAAAUAGCGGGAAAUACAAAAAAUUACAAGAUCAACUUCUACCAGAUCUCGAAGAAAUAUUUGGAUCAAUAUUUGGGCAUAUAUAUAGUGGAAUCCACUUGGUAAACUUUUUGAAAGGUAGUGUGAUAGUGGACGGUAUUGUCUAUACAUCAACAAAACCUGAUGAUAUGGAACAGUCGGCUACCGAAUUCGAACAGCAGAUUACUGCCAAAGAUUUACAAAUUGGUGGUAAUGAUGUGGAUCCGCGAUCGAUUGUACUUGAUGGAUUUAUAUCAAAGAACUAUGUUGAAAGAGUACACGAAGGUUAUACAUCAGAUAAUACAUCAUCAUAUAUUAUUGGAGGUUGUAUAGCUAUUGGUAUAUUAACGAUACUAUUGAUAGCAUUUAUUGUUAUCGCUACAAAUAAUAGGCGAACAAAUGGCACAUUGAAAUUGAAAGAAGAAAGUAUAGCAAUGGCCGAUAACAAUCGGUCAAUGUGGCAGAAUGGUACAUCGCCAGUGAAUUUAAUGGGUUAUGGGAAUGGUCGUAUGAUACAAGGAGGAAUAACAGCCAAUACACAACCGCCAAUGGUAUUAGUCGGUUCGCAAAUGACCGCCGUGAACAUGCAUGAAUCUACUCGUGCUAUUCAGCCUCAUCCUUAG